Messenger RNA from Entamoeba dispar SAW760, 741 nucleotides. RefSeq lists its product as uncharacterized. The transcript has a single exon. The coding region runs from base 1 to 741 and encodes 246 amino acids. The record is from RefSeq and is a predicted model, not a curated record. NCBI's taxonomy places the organism in Eukaryota, Evosea, Mastigamoebida, Endamoebidae. Gene Ontology annotation, molecular function: deoxynucleoside kinase activity. Gene Ontology annotation, cellular component: mitochondrion; cytoplasm.
AUGACUAGUUCUAAUAGUUUAACCAAUUCUUACAUUAAUACUGAAGAAUAUAUUUAUCAAUUUGCUAAACAGCAUAUAUUUCUUAGUGGUGGUUUGGCUGUCGGAAAAACUACUGUUAUUAAUCGUAUUCAUGACUAUUUCUUAAAUAGAGAUGAAAUUGUAUUUAUUCGUGAGUAUAUUGAUUUUGAUUCUAAUGGUAUGAAUAUGUUGGAACGUUUACAUGGUGGUUUAAUUAGUAAUUAUGAAUUUCAAUUAUAUGUUUUGGAUUGUUAUGAAAAACAACUCAAUACUAUUGAUUAUGAAGAAGCGGAUAUUGUCUUAUGGGAAAGACAUCCUUGUGAAGCUUUAUAUAUAUUUUGUAAGAAUGAUUAUACACUUACAUUUAAUGAGCGUAUAAAAAUUGAAAUGAAAUUGGACAGCUUAUGUGAAAGAUAUGAAAUUCCUAAAUUUGGCGAUAAAAACAUUGAUUAUAUUGACUUUGAUAUCAUUAUAAAUGAUUCUGAUAGUGUUUCUAAUUAUUUAGUUGGUGAAUUAAUUUACCCAAUGUUAAUGGGUGAAUAUGAAAAGAACGUAUUUGUUUUAUUAUAUUGUAGUAAUUUGGAGAAACAGUUUGAAAGAUUAACUAAGAGAGGAAGAUUUGUUGAACUUGAAUCAUAUAAGAAGAAAGAAGAUUUAUUAAUAAUAACUAAUGAUUACUUUGGAUUUUAUCUUAAGUAUAAAAAUAAUUUAACUAUUAAUUAG